AUGAAUAGCGAGUGCAUUUUAACGCUAGAUGUGGGCAAUGGGGUAGUAAUUCAAGAUGUUCAACUGUGGGGAAACAGUGUAGAGACACAGCUUCCCAAGAAAGGGAAAGCGCGGGUGGUAGCACACAUUGACACAAGGAAGCUGCCACUUUGGGCGAGAACCCGUGGUCUUUUCACAUGCUUCAGUAGUAGCUCAACCACCGCGGCAUAUUUUAGAGCCAAGCUCCUUAAGGACCGACAUGCUCAUCGCGGGAUUGUUGCCGAACUUGAUAAGCUAUACCUGGUAUUUUUCCGGAAGGAACAAAGCCCUUCGAGCUUUCAGAUCGAGUGCAUACGAUUGAAUCUUGCUCUGAAGCGUAAAUUUGAUACGCAGCUGCUGCAAGCCAGUACAGUCUCGUCGCAACCGACUAUGUCACCUCAUAUUGACGAAAUAGUUGCCAAGCAAAGUCUUGCGCGUGCAGAAAGUUCAUUGCGCAUAUCGCGGCAUGUUCAGCUCGCUGACUAUCGGCGCCAAUUUUCUUCCACCGCGUCCAGCUGUAUUUUGGGCGGUCUGCGACUGCGCGGAAUAAGGGAAAGCGAGGCAGACUAUCAUAAAAUUUAUAAGAUGACCUACUCAGCAAUUGAAUUUGCUUUUCGAAGUGAGCUAAGCAAUGCGAGCCCCCCAAUAUCCUUUGAACAGGUCCAAGAAACGGUCGAAACGCUUCUGAAGGUGUUUACCCGUUCGUGA
Molecule: messenger RNA, 726 nt
Organism: Lachancea thermotolerans CBS 6340
Lineage: Eukaryota; Fungi; Ascomycota; Saccharomycetes; Saccharomycetales; Saccharomycetaceae
Gene: SLD7
Product: Sld7p
Exons: 1
Coding region: 1-726 (241 amino acids)
Source: RefSeq, a predicted model, not a curated record